AUGAUCCCAUGGCAGAGAUUUUGCUGCCUGCACCACCCGUUCUUGAAGAUGAUCCCAUGGCAGAAUUUUUGCUGCCUGCACCACCCGUUCUUGAAGAUGAUCCCAUGGCAGAGAUUUUGCUGCCUGCACCACCCGUUCUUGAAGAUGAUCCCAUGGCAGAAUUUUUGCUGCCUGCACCACCCGUUCUUGAAGAUGAUCCCAUGGCAGAGAUUUUGCUGCCUGCACCACCCGUUCUUGAAGAUGAUCCCAUGGCAGAAUUUUUGCUGCCUGCACCACCCGUUCUUGAAGAUGAUCCCAUGGCAGAAUUUUUGCUGCCUGCACCACCCGUUCUUGAAGAUGAUCCCAUGGCAGAAUUUUUGCUGCCUGCACCACCCGUUCUUGAAGAUGAUCCCAUGGCAGAGAUUUUGCUGCCUGCACCACCCGUUCUUGAAGAUGAUCCCAUGGCAGAAUUUUUGCUGCCUGCACCACCCGUUCUUGAAGAUGAUCCCAUGGCAGAGAUUUUGCUGCCUGCACCACCCGUUCUUGAAGAUGAUCCCAUGGCAGAAUUUUUGCUGCCUGCACCACCCGUUCUUGAAGAUGAUCCCAUGGCAGAAUUUUUGCUGCCUGCACCACCCGUUCUUGAAGAUGAUCCCAUGGCAGAGAUUUUGCUGCCUGCACCACCCGUUCUUGAAGAUGAUCCCAUGGCAGAAUUUUUGCUGCCUGCACCACCCGUUCUUGAAGAUGAUCCCAUGGCAGAAUUUUUGCUGCCUGCACCACCCGUUCUUGAAGAUGAUCCCAUGGCAGAGAUUUUGCUGCCUGCACCACCCGUUCUUGAAGAUGAUCCCAUGGCAGAGAUUUUGCUGCCUGCACCACCCGUUCUUGAAGAUGAUCCCAUGGCAGAAUUUUAUGAUCCCAUGGCAGAAUUUUUGCUGCCUGCACCACCCGUUCUUGAAGAUGAUCCCAUGGCAGAAUUUUUGCUGCCUGCACCACCCGUUCUUGAAGAUGAUCCCAUGGCAGAAUUUUUGCUGCCUGCACCACCCGUUCUUGAAGAUGAUCCCAUGGCAGAAUUUUUGCUGCCUGCACCACCCGUUCUUGAAGAUGAUCCCAUGGCAGAAUUUUGCUGCCUGCACCACCCGUUCUUGAAGAUGAUCCAUGGCAGAAUUUUGCUGCCUGCACCACCCGUUCUUGAAGAUGAUCCCAUUUUUGCUGCCUGCACCACCCUUGAGAUUCCCAUUUUUGCUGCUGCACCACCCAUUCUUGAAGAUGAUUGCUGCAUGCAGAAUGAUCCCAUGGCAGAAUUUUUGCUGCCUGCACCACCCGUUCUUGAAGAUGAUCCCAUGGCAGAGAUUUUGCUGCCUGCACCACCCGUUCUUGAAGAUGAUCCCAUGGCAGAAAUUUUGCUGCCUGCACCACCCGUUCUUGAAGAUGAUCCCAUGGCAGAAUUUUUGCUGCCUGCACCACCCGUUCUUGAAGAUGAUCCCAUGGCAGAAUUUUUGCUGCCUGCCCCACCCGUUCUUGAAGAUGAUCCCAUGGCAGAGAUUUUGCUGCCUGCACCACCCGUUCUUGAAGAUGAUCCCAUGGCAGAGAUUUUGCUGCCUGCACCACCCGUUCUUGAAGAUGAUCCCAUGGCAGAAUUUUUGCUGCCUGCACCACCCGUUCUUGAAGAUGAUCCCAUGGCAGAAUUUUUGCUGCCUGCACCACCCGUUCUUGAAGAUGAUCCCAUGGCAGAAUUUUUGCUGCCUGCACCACCCGUUCUUGAAGAUGAUCCCAUGGCAGAGAUUUUGCUGCCUGCACCACCCGUUCUUGAAGAUGAUCCCAUGGCAGAGAUUUUGCUGCCUGCACCACCCAAGCCGGCGGCGUCGAGACGUCGGAAGUACCUGGAUGAGGAAGUUCCCGGCCCCGAUCGGCCAGAGGAACGUCGGAAGUGUCUCUCGAAGAUCUACGAAAAGCACCGUGCCUUGGCACAGAUCGGAGGAAAAGGGAAACAGGAUGCAUCGGUGCAGACCGAGAACGGCGACGGAGAUGUGACCACUCAGACUGAAUGUGGCGACCAAUUCUUUUUGGGAGACCUGGACGUUGCACGCACCAAUCGUCUUGGACCUGGUGCUACGUACUUGCUUCAAAAGCGGGAGUUCUGUUUGAUCCAGGUGACCAUUGAUGUCCACAAAU
Messenger RNA from Cladocopium goreaui, 2148 nucleotides. NCBI's taxonomy places the organism in Eukaryota, Dinophyceae, Suessiales, Symbiodiniaceae. The record is from the annotation of a GenBank genome assembly.